Tetrapisispora phaffii CBS 4417 is the source of this 1608-nucleotide messenger RNA. RefSeq lists its product as uncharacterized. NCBI's taxonomy places the organism in Eukaryota, Fungi, Ascomycota, Saccharomycetes, Saccharomycetales, Saccharomycetaceae. Gene Ontology annotation, cellular component: membrane. The record is from RefSeq and is a predicted model, not a curated record. Bases 1 to 1608 code for a protein of 535 amino acids. The transcript has a single exon.
AUGGGAGAGUUGUUGAUACUAAUUGUAAUAGUAACAUCUUCUGUAUUUGCAUACAGCUGGUCAUAUAGGGUCCUAUGGUUCAAGACGAAUCUUCUAUACCAAUCGUUGUCACCAACUGUCAAUAAUGAUAAAUUUUCUGAGCUGGACACUUGGAGCACCGAUAGCAAUGGAUUCGUUCAUAAAUUUUAUACAGAAUAUUCCGUUUCAUCUCAUACCCUCCAUGAAAUGAUAAGGAUCCUAUUCGCAGCUUCAAUGGUUUGUUAUCUAGUUUUAAUCGAGGUAGUACUGUGGCAGAUUACCGCUUCAGCUCCAGAUGGGAAAGAAGGCUUUGUGACCUCAUUUAUAUGGCCAUUACUUUUAUUUUGUUUAACAAUAUUACUAACCACUGUUCAACCAUUUUUAAUGCUGAUAUCAAUCUUAGAUAAAUUCUUUAAUGAUAAGCUUGGUAUUGAAAAGUUAGCUAUGAUAACUGCUGGGACUGUAUUUGUACUGAACCUUACCUUGUAUUACAUAGAAUUUGGUCCAUUUAUUUUUACGAAUAGUUUGUUAACCAAAUUAUCCGUUGCAGGGGUCUCCAUGCUAUCAAUUUUAUCUGCAAUCGCUACAGUCUCAACUAUAUACUAUACGUUUUUAAUGGUUUGGAAAAGGGGAAAUCUAUCGGGUAUACAAAAUAUCAACACUAUAGGUGAUAGGUUAUCGUUAUGGGCAUCUGAUUAUUCAGUAAGAGAAAGAAUAAAUGAUUAUAAAAGAAAUAUAGACGGAAAUAUUGAAAUAUUAAAAAGACUUGAAUCAGAGACAGGAGGAAGUCAAUCAAUUCUACGAGACAAACUCAUUGAAAAAAUUGGAUGGUACCAAUUAGAGGUAAACAAAUUAGAAACUCAACAGAAUGAAUCACAGUUUAUAAGAAAUUCGAAGAAAGUCUUUCACAUUAUGUUUCUUAUUUACUGUAUCCAUAAAGUCGUAACGACAUUUGUUUCUAGAAUUCCAUAUUUGAUCAUCCAUGCAUUAUAUUAUCCAGAUGAUUAUAAUUAUGAAUAUUUUGAUCAAGAUAAGAGAUCUAAUUUUGGAUCUGAUCCACUUUCAGUUACAAUGGCCAGCCUUUUAAAUUUUUUCUUAUUCAGAUUCAAUUAUGCACAAGAUAUUGAUGAUCUUGCGAGACAGAUAUCUUUGUUAAUGUCAAUAUCGUUAUUCGGGGCUUCUUUUUCCACUGUGAUCACAACUAUAUCGUAUAUCUCAGCUUUGUUACCAAUUAAACUCCAAAUUUUAGCGUUAUACGCUAUCAAAGAUAAUGAAGAAUCAUCAUUACCUUCUAUAAAAUCCAACAAGAAAAGAUCAAGAAUUAAUAGAAAUCCAUCAUUAAUUAAAAACUUAUUCAUUUCAGAAUUGACAGGUAUAUACGUAAUCUCUACCGUAUUGACAAUUAGAUCAAAUUUACCAUACGAAGUAUCAAGAAAGUUGAAUGAAUUAUUAGGUGAACGGUUUUCUGUUCCUAAUGUUGUCAUCGAUGUUUGGUUUUACGAGGUAUAUGCAUGCUUUUGUAUAAUUGUUUUUGUUGCUACGAAAGUUGCUGAGAAGACAAUAUUUUCACAAUCUACAUAUAAUAAUUAA